AUGAGUGAUAAUUACAGAAUUGUCAUCUUUAUUGGGCUUAUUCUGACUUUGACAUCGGUUCGAUUUACAGAUGGUUCCGUUGUGUCAACAGGGGACUUCAACAAGGAUUUCUUUGUGACAUGGUCUCCUAGCAAUGUAAACACUUCAGCUGAUGGCAGGACAAGGAGUAUGAAGCUCGACCAAGAAUCCGAAGCUGGUUUUGCUUCAAAUCAGAUGUUUUUGUUUGGACAAAUUGACAUGCAAAUUAAACUAGUACCAGGUGAUUCAGAAGGCACAGUUGUGGCCUAUUAUCUGACAUCUGAUCAACCUAACCGUGACGAAGUAGACUUCGAGUUCCUUGGACAUGUGGCAGGCAAACCAUAUAUCAUUCAAACAAUUAUUACUAACACAAAUAUCAUGCCAUUCAAAAUAUCCUAG
Prunus armeniaca (apricot) is the source of this 417-nucleotide messenger RNA. Lineage: Eukaryota; Viridiplantae; Streptophyta; Magnoliopsida; Rosales; Rosaceae. The record is from the annotation of a GenBank genome assembly.